Molecule: messenger RNA, 1115 nt
Organism: Mauremys reevesii (Reeves's turtle)
Lineage: Eukaryota; Metazoa; Chordata; Testudines; Geoemydidae
Gene: TMEM125
Product: transmembrane protein 125
Exons: 2
Coding region: 453-1115 (220 amino acids)
Source: RefSeq, a predicted model, not a curated record
AGAAGACCCACAGCAGCAGUAUCACCCCUGAGACAGGCUUCACUGAACAGGGAUGCCCAGAUGCACCAAUGAAAUAACUAGGACAAGGAGGGGGCUGGAGGACUCAGCACCAGCCACUCCCCAUGACACUCUGGAGGUGCGUCAGCUCACCGCACUGGACACUGCAGAUCAAGCUCUGUUAUCCUGCCCCUCAGCCAUAGUCCUUCCUGGUGCAUCCCCUGGCGUGCAGCCCAAAACUCUGUAGGGGAUGCAGUGAUGGGCACCCCUGCUGUACUGGAGCUCUGACAUUCAGUGGCCACAGGGCAUCAGAGGGCAAGAACACGAGCUGCCUGCCUCCCAAGGAAAUGGCACAGCCUUCACAGCUGCUGUGGCUUUGACCACCCCGGCCAGGGAGCUGGUGCCAUCUGUGUGAUCAUCGCAGCACCCAGCCUAGAGCCCCUCAGGCACCCACUAUGCCCGAGCUGGAGCAGCUCAGUGUGGCCAGGCCCCCUGCAGAAGUUGGCCGUAUUCAGAGGAACAUCCUUGAGGAGCAUGUCGAGCUGUGGUGGUUCAAGGACUCUAAGAAAUCCAUCUUGUGCUAUGGGGUGGCCGUGGUGCUAAUUCUGGCCUGCGGGACAGGGGGCAUCGUCCUCCUCUAUAGCACCAGCAGCCGGUCUGGGGAGUGGCGGCUGGCUGUGGGCACCACGCUCUGCCUCCUGGCCUUGCUGGUGCUCCUGAAGCAGCUGCUGAGCUCUGCUAUCCAGGACAUGAACUGCAUCCGGAGCCGGAACCAGAUUGAACUGCUGAAGAGUGGUGGCUUUUCAGACUGUGUGGUGCUGCUGCUCAGUGCCCUGGUGCUGCUGGUGUGUGGUGUGGUCCUCACUGUCCUCUCCACCACGACCAUGCAGCUCAGCGCCUCACGGCCUCUGGCCAGCAUGUUCACCAGUGGAGUCAUCCUCAUGACUGCUGGCGCUGCCAUUCUGCUCUGCCUGCUGCUCUACGUGCUCAGCAUCUCAUGCUGCCCAGUUGCUCCCAGGAGCCUGGACACAGGUGACAUUAGCAUCUUCACCAUCUCCAGCCGGCUCUCUGUGAACCGCCGGCUCGCCACCACCUCCAGCAUGGCCAACCUGAUAUAA